AUGGAAGACGACCGCGACGCCACCAAUCUGGGCCCCACGCCCGCCGAAGAGCUCGAUCGCGAGCAGAAUGUCGCCCCCAAACAGCCCAAGAAGCGCUUCGUGGGCAGAAAGGCCGCCGAGAGCGCUCGCGCAAAGGCAGAUCCCAACGCCAACAUCGAGGACAGCAGCGCCAUACAGGUCGCGCAGCCCCGCCGCUCCGCCCGCGCUUUAAACAACAUCCCCGCCGACAUUCUCGACGACGCCGACAUCAACGCCGCCAUCGCCCUGCUCCCCGCCAACUACAACUUCGAGAUCCACAAGACGAUCCACCGCAUCCGCUCGCACGGGCACAAGUCAGUCGCGCUGCAGUUUCCCGAGGGCCUGCUCCUCUUCGCCACGACCAUCUCGGACAUCCUGACGCAGUUCUGCCCAAACAUCACCACCAUCAUCAUGGGCGACGUGACGUACGGCGCGUGCUGCAUCGACGACUUCACCGCCCGCGCCCUCGGCUGCGACCUGCUGGUGCACUACGCGCACAGCUGCCUGAUCCCCGUCGCCGUCACCAACAUCGCCACGCUGUACGUCUUCGUCGCCAUCGGCAUCGACACGCAGCACCUACUCGACACAAUCCAGCGCAACUUUGCGCCGGGCAAGACGAUCGCCAUGGUGGGCACGAUCCAGUUCAACGCAACCGUACACGGCCUAGCACCACAGCUACGGCGCGAGGGCUACGGCGUCCUAGUCCCGCAAAUCGCACCGCUCUCCAAAGGCGAGAUCCUCGGCUGCACGUCACCCCAGAUCGCGGUCAAGAGCAGCAGCAGCGCUGCGGCCGACGACCCCAACGCCGCAGACCUGCUGCUCUACAUCGGCGACGGCCGCUUCCACCUCGAGUCGGCGCAGAUCCACAACCCCGCGCUGCCGUCCUACCGCUACGACCCCUACAGCCGCCGCCUCACGCACGAGACGUACGCCCACGACGAGCUGUACGCCCUGCGCCGCUCGGCCAUCCUCGCCGCCCGCAAGGCCAGGAAAUGGGGCUUGAUUCUGGGCGCGCUGGGCCGGCAGGGAAAUCCCCACACCCUCACGCUGCUGGAGCAGCAUCUUCGCCGCCGCGGCAUCCCCUGCAUCAAGCUCCUGCUCAGCGAGAUCUUCCCCGGAAAGCUGCAGCUGAUGAGCGCAGCCGGAGGCGGAGCCAAGGCCGGUAAGGCCGAGGCCGGAGAUGAGGCAGACAGCGACGACAGCGACGGCGGCGUCGAGGCCUGGGUGCAGAUUGCGUGCCCGCGCCUCAGCAUCGACUGGGGCUACGCGUUCCCGCGGCCGCUGCUGAGCCCGUACGAGGCGCUGGUGGCGCUGGGGGUGCGCGAGGCGGGAUGGAUGGUCGAGGGCGAUGACGUGGAGCCCCGCGGGUCGUAUCCCAUGGACUUUUAUGCUAAGGAGGGGUUGGGGCGGACGACGGAGGCGAUGGUCGGGGUGGGGGCGUGA
This is a messenger RNA of Aplosporella prunicola CBS 121167, 1461 nucleotides long. RefSeq lists its product as uncharacterized. Gene Ontology annotation, biological process: protein histidyl modification to diphthamide. The record is from RefSeq and is a predicted model, not a curated record. Gene Ontology annotation, molecular function: 2-(3-amino-3-carboxypropyl)histidine synthase activity. The transcript has 2 exons. Bases 1 to 1461 code for a protein of 486 amino acids. NCBI's taxonomy places the organism in Eukaryota, Fungi, Ascomycota, Dothideomycetes, Botryosphaeriales, Aplosporellaceae.